Perca flavescens (yellow perch) is the source of this 2402-nucleotide messenger RNA. Its product is annotated as peroxiredoxin-like 2A. Gene Ontology annotation, molecular function: antioxidant activity. The transcript is spliced from 6 exons. NCBI's taxonomy places the organism in Eukaryota, Metazoa, Chordata, Actinopteri, Perciformes, Percidae. The record is from RefSeq and is a predicted model, not a curated record.
AACUACUCCAUUGACUUUAUAUGACAGUAACCGCUUCUGAACAGGUGCACCCGCCUCAGGAACACAUACUAUCUCCAGGCCCAGACUCUAUAAAUCAAAGGCUAAACCGUUAGCCGAGCUAACUGCUAAUUUAUUGAUUGUAUGCCACGACACUUGUCUCCGUGCCAACUUUGUAGGACACUGAACGUAUUGAUUAUAUAACCACCAUCACCAUAUUUAUUUAAAAAAGAUAAAAUAUCAAGACCUGUUCGGUUACAAUUGUAAGUGUAGUGUGUAGAGACAUCAGGUAGAAUACUGUCAUUGACUGAUUAACGUCACACAUGACAUUGGUAGCAUUAAGGUCAUUAUCUGCAUUAUGUGUCUUCCUGCGGGCUGAAAAGGGCGCGGUGAUCGUUACUGGCUCGUAGCUAUUUUAGUGACCUCAUCUUUACAUGUAAGUCAGUUGAGGAAGAAGUAGUCGGACCCUUUACUAGCAAAGUAAAUAAAAAAUGUCAAUGUUGUCCUCUGAGUCUGGGCUGGAGGGGGAGCUGUUUGGGAUGGGGAUGUGGUCGUUGGGUCUGGGUGCUGUUGGAGCUGCGCUUGCUGGGAUCUUCCUGGCCAACACUGAUCUGUGUCUGCCUAAAGCUGCACAGGUGUCACUGGAGACCCUUGAAGAUGCUGACCUGCGCUCCACCAUAGAUGACGACAACAUCAUUAAAGCUAAGAGCCUGUGGGAGAAGAAUGGGGCUGUGGUCAUGGCUGUACGACGACCUGGAUGAUUUUUGUGCAGAGAGGAGGCCUCUGAGCUGUCCUCUCUGAAGACCCAGCUGGAAGAGCUCGGGGUCCCUCUGGUUGCUGUGGUGAAGGAGAACAUCGGCACAGAGAUCCAGGACUUCAGACCACACUUCGCUGGGGACAUCUACAUAGAUGAAAAGAAAAACUUCUACGGCCCGCUGCAGAGGAGAAUGGGGGGCCUGGGGUUCCUUCGCCUCGGAGUGUGGCAGAACUUCAUGCGGGCCUGGCGGUCCGGCUACCAGGGCAACAUGAACGGCGAGGGCUUUAUCCUGGGGGGAGUGUUUGUCAUCGGAGCAAGAGACCAGGGGAUUCUCCUGGAACACCAUGAGAAGGAGUUUGGCAAUAAAGUGGAGACUGCAGAUGUUUUAGAGGCUGUUAAGAAAAUUGUGCCAGUGAAAUAAGUAUUUAUUUUUUCCUAAAAUAAAUGGCAUUGGACAAAGGUACACUGUAUUUAGAUCAAAACAUAACAGCAUUUUUAACUUGACAUGCUGAGAUGCAAUCAAAAUCCAUCCAUCACUGAAAUACUGAUAUUAUAAUGACAUUUAAGUUUGGUUGUGUUGUCUAAUAUCAUAAUAUACCUCUGUUUUUUUGCACAUUCAUUUGUUGUUGGUUAGUGGAGAUGUACUUGGGCCAGUCUUAAAAUGUUUAAACCGGUUCGAUAUUAAGCCAAACACCGGACCAGACCAAUAUGUCACACUUGACUUAGUAGCCACUCCUGAGUGGGACAUAAUGAGACUUUGAGAGUCUCUAAGCCAUGACUUUUUUCUUUUAAGUUUGCUUCGUCUCAGCUGCGUUUCAGCUCACCCCUUUCGUCGGCUUCAAAUCCAAAAUAUUACCAUGUGGACAGCCCACUUUUAGCAUACAUCCAUGAGUCAUGUCUCGUCACCCCAAAAAACACUUUUAUUUUAGCAGAACGCUCUUCUGCACUUGAGCGUCACAAAUACUUGGGGAAAUGUAUCGUUACAUUGUGUGGUUGCUACCACACUGCUUGAUCAAUAAAACCACAAUGCUACUAAGAAACCAAUGUGAACUAGUUAUGCUGCUGUAGGCCUUACUGCCCAACACUGUUCCGGCAAAACCGGAAAUUGACCCAACUGUAGGAAAGAGCCAAUAUUACAAGAUUUGUCACUGAUUAUUGCUUUUUACCUCUGCAGUCACCUAGAAGCUAGUGUUUUUGAGACGGGUAUUAGUAACGGGUAGUAAGGGAAUAAAAAGCAGCAUUUUCAUUCAGGUACAUCAGCUAUUACAUUUAAAGUAACUUGAAAUCCGCCUUUUAGACAACCAGAUAAAUCAGUCUAAAGACUGGAUUACACAUUUGAUGAAUUAUUCUAUAAGUUGUCUGUUAGGGUACAUUUGUAAUACUGUUCCUAUGUGUUAUCUUCCUUUGCUUCUCUUGGUCAGGCACCUGAAUGGGCCUUCAACAUGGCGGAUGAGUGUAAGCUGUCUGUGUGUGCGAUAAUGACAACUUGACUCCAAACUCAACAUUGAGAGGAGCAGGUUUGAUGCUUAAACGCAUACAGAUUCAGCCACUCUUGCCAUGUUGAGGUGUGUUUGUGCUGCCUAAAGCAUGUGUGUGUAUUUGUACAUGUUAAUAAUUAUAAAUAAAGAAGACCUCAUCACCAUCUCUU